AUGGGUAAUCAUUGGCCAUCGCCUCAACAUCAUCAUCAUCGUCGCCACAAUAAAGCAAGAAACAUUCCCGAGCAAUCAACAGUCCUGUGGCAGAAAAUAUUUUUUGGUGACGACUUCAACAUGUUCAAUAUUGUAGAAUCCAACGAUAAUGUUCUUCAGCAGCUAACAUCAGUUCCACAAAAGAAAGUAUUGAACAUCCAACGAAGUCUCUCACUUCCGGAUGUGUCCCAUUCUACUCGUGUUGCGAGAAAGAAAACUACUCGUACUACGACACCGCUAUCACACAAUAGACAACCGAAGCAACAAACUCAUUCAACUUCGAACAUUUUCUUAGCUAAUCAUAGACGUAACCCGUUUGUGCAUGUCGAUAUUAAACGAUUUCAUAAUCGGAGAAAAAUUGGAAAUGGCAAUUUUGGCACGGUAUAUCAUGCAAAAUUAGAUGGUAAUCGAGAUGUGGCAAUAAAAACAUUGAAUAACGGAUAUAGUACAAAUGAUUUGAAUGAUCCAUCGGUACUCAACGGAUUAUUGAACGAGGCAAAUAUUAUAGCUCAACUAAAUCAUCCGAAUUUAUUAAGUAUGGUCGGUGUUACAAUUGUGAGAGGUGCAUUGAGUAUUGUCACUGACUACAUGUUGAACGGUUCGCUGAAAGAUUAUUUUCGAAUCAAUAAAAAUAUUUUCCAACAGGCUGAUAUUAUCGAAGCUAAUCAGUGUUUAAAUCAAUUUGCUCGACAAAUUCACAAUGCAAUGGUCUACUUAGAACAAAAUUUCGUUAUACACCGAGAUUUAGCAGCAAGAAAUUGUCUACUAGACGCUUAUGGUCAAAUUAAAGUGGCUGAUUUUGGACUUACAAAGUUUACCAAAGAUGGUAUUUACAUGGGAAAUCCACAAACAAUUUGUGCCAUUCGUUGGACAGCACCUGAAGCAUUGUCGUUUCAGCUUUACAGCCCAAAAUCCGAUGUUUGGAGCUACGGUAUUGUUCUAUGGGAAAUUUAUACACUCGGUCAAAAUCCAUACGGUGAUAUGUCGAACCGCCGCGUUCAGUAUUGCGUUGAGCAAUUGGCGAUUGAACAAAUACUGCUAGAACCAUAUUUUGGCUCGACGAACAUAUAUCAUAAUCUUAUUCUUCAAUGUCUCAGAAAAGAUUUGGAAUCUCGACCAUUCUUUUAUCAAUUACAGCCAUACGUAGACAUGUUUUUAAAAUGA
Didymodactylos carnosus is the source of this 1203-nucleotide messenger RNA. The record is from the annotation of a GenBank genome assembly. Lineage: Eukaryota; Metazoa; Rotifera; Eurotatoria; Philodinida; Philodinidae.